Capsicum annuum is the source of this 1492-nucleotide messenger RNA. RefSeq names its product carboxyl-terminal-processing peptidase 1, chloroplastic. Gene Ontology annotation, molecular function: serine-type peptidase activity; protein binding; endopeptidase activity. The record is from RefSeq and is a predicted model, not a curated record. NCBI's taxonomy places the organism in Eukaryota, Viridiplantae, Streptophyta, Magnoliopsida, Solanales, Solanaceae. Gene Ontology annotation, biological process: proteolysis.
CCUCGUGAUCGCGUGAAGAUUGGUGAAGUACAUAAGUAGAAUAUUAAGCAUAACAAGGCCAAAAGAUAGCUGUGUGUGAAGAUGAGGCUCCUCCACAGCGCCUUACCUCUACAAUCUCCACCAUUGUUAACAUCCCUUUCACCAAUCAAAGCCUCUCUUCUUCUUCCCAAAAAAUCAUCUUUCAACUCACACCAUAAACACCUUAACCAUGUCCUCUCUAAUGGCUUCUCACUCCUUCUUUCUCUGGGCCUUCUCGUUUCUGCUCCUAUUCCCACCAUCGCUUUGGCACUCGAAUCUCCUUCACUCCAGUCUCCCACCUCAUCAUUGGAAGUAAAUUGCCGGGAGGACGAGGCGGAGGAGGAGGACACUGAAGUGGUAUCCAAAGUGGUGAGCAAUGAGAGCAUUGUGGAAGAAGCUUGGCAGAUUGUUAAUGAUAGCUUUCUUAACACCAGUACUCGUCGUUCUUGGUCUCCUGAAUCUUGGCUCCAAAAGAAAGAUGACAUCUUAAGUUCAUCAAUCCAUACAAGGUCAAAAGCUCACGAUAUCAUCAAGCGUAUGUUGGCUAGCUUGGGUGACCCCUAUACACGGUUUCUUUCUCCUGAACAGUUCUCCAAGAUGGCUAGAUAUGAUAUGACUGGGAUUGGAGUUAACCUCAGGGAUGUUCCAGAUGGCAAUGGAGGUUCAAAACUGAAGGUUUUAGGGAUCCUAUUGGACGGACCUGCCCAUAAUGCCGGUGUACGACAGGGGCUGAUUCAGUCUGUAUUCGAGCUGCCCGAUGGCUCGGGUGUGGUUGUAACAAUUGGGAAGUAUGUCACGCCAAAUCACAUGGAUAUUAAUGGCAAUGGAGUUGAACCAGAUUUCAGGAAUUUUCCUGCUUGGAGUGAAGUCAACAAUCGUCUGUCAAAGUGCCAUAAGCAACAAGAAGGAUAAGCUCGCUCAUUUUCCUUUCACUGUCAUUCUGAUUCUUCAUCAUGACUGAUGAAUAACUUGGGCUAGUCCUUCGCUCGUGCAACACUCAAGAUUGAUAUGAUAUUAACAGAUGUUAAUCUUCUCAGUCAUUUAGCUUCAUCCCUUGCCUGAGCAUCACCAGGAAGAAACAAAGAUUUGGUACAUCUUGCAUAAUCCUCUAUUGCCUAGCCAUCAGUACUAAAGCACAAAUCAGAUCAAUAUCGGCAACUGUAAUCUAUCAAGGUGCAGAACUGGCCACUGGAUGAUGGAAUUAGCAGCCAGAGCCAGCUGAGUUGUGAUUAUUGUAUUAUCUUACUGAUGGCAGGUGCCAGUGGAUGCUAGUUAGCACAAGGUGUAUACAUAAGUAACUAGCAAUUGACUUGAUGUACCAACAAUGCAUAUUGUAUAUACAUUUUUUUGAGUAAAUCAAUUUUAUGAUGGAAUUUGUGCAUCAUAUUGAAUUAAACGAAUAAUGGAAGACAGUCCUAUUUGGCUGGAGUUUGACACUUCAAAGGGAAUUAAAGUCAUCUCUGUGUUUGUAGGA